This is a messenger RNA of Wallemia ichthyophaga EXF-994, 1389 nucleotides long. RefSeq lists its product as uncharacterized. Lineage: Eukaryota; Fungi; Basidiomycota; Wallemiomycetes; Wallemiales; Wallemiaceae. Gene Ontology annotation, molecular function: phosphoprotein phosphatase activity. The record is from RefSeq and is a predicted model, not a curated record. Gene Ontology annotation, cellular component: plasma membrane. Bases 1 to 1389 code for a protein of 462 amino acids. The transcript has 2 exons.
AUGACGGCAGCUGGCACAUCUAGCGGCGAGACACCAGCCGCAUUAGCUGAAUUAGUAACUCAAGUGUCUCCAAAUUCCCAACCGCAGAGGAAUACGCGUCAACCUGUUCGCAAGACUAAGAAAAAGAAACAGCCUGCUCCCAGUGAAACUGAGAAGAACAUCGGCAGUCACGAGAAUACCAAUAAACAGCCCCAACAAUCGUUAUCGACUUCAGAAAAUGACGCUCAAUCACCCCAUACUGAACAGCCUCCACAAAGACCCGAGCAGAUUCCUACAACAGCGACAAACAAUGUAAAAGAAGAAACUCAGCCAACGAAAGAACCUUCCAAACCAGUACCCAAACAGCGCAAAAAGAAGUCAAAAUUAUCUUCAUUCUUCUCUUCCAUCGUUCCAUGCGUUGGAGAAUCAUCAAGAAAUCCAGCGCACGACAUUUCAUCGAGUGAGGCACCACACAAAACACAAAAUCAACCGUCAGCAUCAACAUCACGGCGGAAGUCUAAUAAUAACAUAAAUAACUCAAGUACAGUAGACCUUAGUCAGAAUAAUGAAGAUGAUAUACCACCUGCUACGCCAGUCAUACCUUCUCAAGGAGUUGAUAUGCCUCUAUCAGAUACAGCUGGAUUGACCUCAGGAGCUGUUAUGCCCCCCGGAAAAGAAUUAAAUCCACCAACACCAUCUCGUCAACCAUCCACUCACCAACACCACGAAAGCGAAUCUUCUGAGGAAGAGGAAGAAGAGGAAGUUGAUGAAUUUGAGAGUGAGCUGGCAGAUGAGGAGCGCAUAAUCGCAAAAGGUGGAAUGGGUAUACCAGUUGGUGAGGAUGGUCAACCUAACCCUCUUUUACCUCCUUUAAUCACAUCAGACAAUGGCAAAAAGUGCUUAGUUUUGGAUUUGGAUGAGACUUUAGUGCACAGUUCAUUUAAAUUAAUUCAGCAUGCUGAUUACGUGGUACCUGUUGAAAUUGAGUCGCAAACUCACAACGUAUACGUGAUAAAGCGCCCAGGAGUUGAUGCUUUCCUUAAGAGAAUGGGUGAUUUGUUUGAAAUUGUCGUAUUCACAGCUUCACUAUCUAAAUACGCCGACCCAGUAUUAGAUAUGUUGGAUAUCAACAGAGUAGUCAGGCACCGAUUAUUCAGAGAAAGUUGUUACAAUCAUAAAGGAAAUUAUGUCAAGGAUCUCUCACAAUUAGGUAGACUGAUCAACGAUAGUAUAAUCAUCGAUAAUAGCCCUGCAUCUUACGUAUUUCAUCCAAACAAUGCAGUACCAGUUUCAAGUUGGUUCAAUGAUCCUCAUGAUACUGAAUUGACCGAUUUGUGUCCUUUCUUGACAGAUUUGACAGCGGUUGAUGAUGUUAGAGGCAUAUUAAAUGGUACUUUAUUAGCUUCAUAG